Molecule: messenger RNA, 2966 nt
Organism: Didymodactylos carnosus
Lineage: Eukaryota; Metazoa; Rotifera; Eurotatoria; Philodinida; Philodinidae
Source: the annotation of a GenBank genome assembly
CUAUUAUAUGCCCAUUAUUUGUUGAAAAUACUGUUUUUUUUCACAAUUUUCACAUAUGUGGUAGAUUUUAAGAUUCUGAACAACUUUGUCAUUUAGUAUAGCAUAUCCGUGUAAAUCACACGGAUAGAUAGGAAAAAGGACUUCUUAAGGACUUGGGAUAAUUAUCGCAAGGUACUCCCAGAAAAAUGAAAAGUCCCGUGGGACUUCCGAAUCACCCUUUUGUUUUGCCAGUGACAUAGGUAUACAAUGCCCACAUAUUUUUUGAAAAAAUAUAAUAGUUUUUUGGGGGAAAUUUUUGAGUUUAUGGCCAAACAGUAAGGAAUUUUUGAAAACAAAAAAAGAGAAUUCCUUAAGAAAUGUUCACUUGAACUAUGGUAAAAAUUCAGCUUAAUCAGAUAGGCCCUUUUGAUCGAAGUGCUGCGUCAGGACCAGUCCAUUCUUCACUGUUGCGAUUUCUUCAGAACGAAAAGAAAGCAUUUGGGUGGACUAGUUUAGAAAUUUUCACCACCUGCCAUUUCCAAACAGGAGAUGAAAAAUACUUUAAAGUAUUUUCAAAAUGGUCGAUAAGUAACACGGUUUUGGGCAUUUCUUGAACGUUUCUUCACAGAAAAAAGACACUGAAAAUAGCUUCGUUCGAUAGAGAAUGAAAUUCUACGUCCAAUAGACUAGUUUAGAAAUUAUCACCAGCUGACAUUUCUAAACAGCAGAUUAAAACUACUUUAAAGCAUUUUGGUAUGCGUUUGCACGUAGCGGUUAUACGUAUGGCAAACUUGUUGCUUUUGUUAUUUUAUGUGCCUGGUUUUGUCUUCUAGAUAAACUCUUUCAAUUGUUUCGUUUCUUACAGAAACAUUUAUCUCAAAUGCAGAAAAGGUCCACAAUGGUUCCACACUGUAAAAGUGGAAAUAUUAGUCAAUGGUCAAGUGAAAAUUUGACGAACACAAAUGAAUCAUCAACUGAUGGAGAAUAUUCUAUGUAUAUAGGUGAUGAUGAUAGUUUAGAUUUUAAUGAACAAAUUGGAUUAUCGGAUAAGACAAGUGUCCUGCAGGAAUUUGAUGACGAAAGAGAUAAAAAAAGGGAAUUAGACGAAAACGAAAAUAAAAAUAAGAUAUCAUCCACAAAUCCACAAAAACGUAAAAGACAAUCGUCUAGCUGUCGUCAAGUAUUUUACAACGCAAUUGAAAUUUUAAAGAUGGUGCAAACAGCUGAGAGAGAUGAUACAUAUGAUGAUCUUCCAAAACGUGUUGUUGAUGAUCGAAUAUUUCUUAUUGAUUAUAGUGAAAGUAAUCGUUUGGAUUGUAGAAAAGAUGAGAAUGGCACUUGGCUAGCAGGCGGUUCAUCACUUGAUCAUUUUGUUGAAUCAUCUCCACAGAUAUUUAAUGUAGCACGAAUUAAUUUUGAUCAAACAUGGACAUAUCGUACAAGGCAAGGACAUAAAUAUAUUGAACAUCAUGUUACAAAUGAUCAAAUAAUAUCUGUCGAGCGUGCUUAUUAUAGGAAUAAAUCAAAUCCUGAAUUACGUCGUUUAGUCGCGUUUAGUAAGAAUAUAAAAAAUAAUGAAGAACAUCAUUUUCCUAUAUGCAUUCAAUAUGUUUGGACUGCUGAUAAUACAACACGUUCAGCCGGAAAACCACAUGCAAAUGCUAAACGAAAAAUUCAACCGUUUCAGUCUCGUACAACAACUACAUUACGUGAAAUUCAAGCUGCGGCAGUAACUGGCAAACCAACGACAACAUAUGCACAGCGUUUACAAGAUGAAGAGCAGCAACAAUCAAAUAGUAUUACACAAAUGAUUAGAGAUAAAGAUCAAAUCAAUUAUGCACGAAAAAUUGAUAUAUACAGCACUGUUAAUAUAUCUUUACAAGAACAGUAUUUUGAAUUAAUGAAUCGUACUACAACACAAGCUGAUGGUUAUAUAGCUUCAAUAACAACAACACGCGCGCAAAGUCCAAUGAUUUUAUUAUGUGAUCCAGUUCAAAUUCAAGAAGUGAUCAAGAAUUGCUGUAAUCCAGAUUGUGAAGAAAAUUCAAUACUUGGAAUUGAUACAACAUUUGAUUUAGGAACAUUUUACGUCACUCCUACAACAUUCCGUAAUCGAUGUGUAAGACAAGUUCGUACCGGUUAUUAUCCAUUAAUGUCCGGUCCAGUUUUAAUUAGUUAUAAUAAAAAUUUUGAAGCAUAUUCACAUUUGUUAUUAUAUAUACAAGAUGUGACAAACACUGCUGGAAAAAAAUUAAUAGCCAUUGGUAGUGAUGGUGACGGAGCUAUUAUGAAAGCCAUUAAUACACAUUUGUCAACAACAACACAUUUAUUGUGUACAAGACACGUAUUAAAAAAUAUUGAACGCAAAUUAAAAGAAAUGAACUCAUCUGAAUGUGAUCGAGAUAAAAUUAUUAGUUCAAUAUUUUAUGAUAAAGAUAGUUUAAUAUCUGCUGAAAGUGAUGAACAUUAUGAUUUGCUAUUUGAAAAUUUGCACGAUUUAUGGAAUGAUCAUGCACCAGAUGGCUUUGUAGAAUGGUUUAGAGAUUAUUAUGAAUAUAAAUUUAAACAUAAUCUUAUUGCAUCUGCGCGACAACAAGCUGGUAUUAAACCAAAUGAUAAAUAUACACCGUUUUAUUAUACAAAUGAUAACGAAUCGUUUAAUCAUAAAUUAAAAAAUGAAACUGAUUGGACUACUAAACCGCUUUUACAAAUAGUUGAAAUGUUACAACGAAGUGCUCAAACGGAAGAAACUUUAUUAAUCCGUUCAAUGCAACAAAUUGGUGAAUUUAGUCUUGUUGGACAAUUUCAGAAAUUUCAAUACGACACAAUUAUAUGGAAUGGUAAAUCCGAUGAUGAACGAACAAACAUAAAACAAAAAUUUCAUGAAACACAAUUUGUAACAAGUCAUCCACAACGCAGACCAUUAGCCAUUGAUCCAUCAGCCGGUAAAAAGCCCGGUGCAUCAACAAGAAAUACAAAAACUGUUA